This is a messenger RNA of Solea solea (common sole), 3591 nucleotides long. RefSeq names its product OPA1 mitochondrial dynamin like GTPase (gene opa1). NCBI's taxonomy places the organism in Eukaryota, Metazoa, Chordata, Actinopteri, Pleuronectiformes, Soleidae. Gene Ontology annotation, cellular component: cytoplasm; microtubule; mitochondrial membrane. Gene Ontology annotation, molecular function: GTP binding; microtubule binding; GTPase activity. The transcript is spliced from 31 exons. Bases 156 to 3257 code for a protein of 1033 amino acids. Gene Ontology annotation, biological process: mitochondrial fusion. The record is from RefSeq and is a predicted model, not a curated record.
GUCCACAGGAAGUGGAUUGUCAUUCUGUUCUGGUUGUGUCUGUCCUUGUUAGCUUCCAUGCUCAUGCGUACCAUUUGAAAAAAAGAUGCAUUGACUUGGUCCUAAACAGUGGACGUGAAAGAGAUUUGUGUUAACCUGCUGUCAACAGCAGCAACAUGUUGCGUGUCGGGGGCAAAGCAGCAUGCAUGGCCUGCAGGAAUCUGGUCUCCACCAACAUGGGGCUGAGAUUUCUGGCACCACUGCAGAAGCUUCAUCCUUUGUCCCGUGCCAUCCACCACCGCUAUUCAGGAAAUGGCAAUCCUCAGCGGCCACCCCAUCGCAUGGCAGCACGCUAUUUUACCUCCAUGUCGCGAUUACCCAUGCGAUCACCUAAGCCUCCUCCUGGGUCUGGGGGUCAUGGCUACCAGCAGCAACGUAACUUCUGGAUAGCCAGCCUUGCUGCUAGGUUGCUAAAGCUUCGGUACAUUCUUCUGGGCACAGCAGUGGGAGGAGGAUACACAGCUAAAAAGACAUAUGAAGAAUGGAAGGAGAUGUUGCCUGAUUUUAGUGAAUACAACUGGGUCAUUCCUGAUUUUGUCUGGGACUUGAGCGAACAAAUUGAUUUUGAUAAACUUGCCAAAGCUCUACCAGAGAUGGAAGAAAUAGCCAAACUGCUACCUGACUUCGACAAGAUUGGGGAGAACUUCACUUUCCUGAAAAGCCUCCUGUCGUCUGGUGUGAGUUUGGGUAGUGAAGUCAAAGGAGCUGGUCUGCAUCUGUUGUUAGAAACCUCAGUUGAUCCUUCUCUAAAAGCCACAGAUUCUUCUACUGCAGCUACACAAGAUGCCAGUGACAAGCAAUACAAAAAGGGUCUGCUUGGGGAGCUCAUUCUUAUUCAGCAGCAGAUCCAACGUCACGAGGAGGAGGUCCGGCGGGCCGCUGCAGCCAAUACUGUUCGUUCCCCACCACCAGAGUCUGCUCCCAGUCCGCCUCCAAACCCCCCUCAGCAGACACGCAAGUCAUCAGACAAAGAAAAGGUAGACCAGCUUCAAGAAGAACUGCUACGCACACAGUUAAAAUAUCAGCGCAUGCUAGAAAGACUGGAGAAGGAGAAUAAAGAGUUAAGGAAAGUAGUGCUGCAAAAGGAUGAUAAGGGGAUUCACCAAAGGAAGGUGAAGAAAUCCCUUAUUGACCUGUAUUCUGAAGUUCUGGACAUCUUGUCUGACUACGAUGCUAACUACAACACACAGGAUCACCUGCCCAGGGUGGUUGUGGUUGGGGAUCAGAGUGCUGGAAAGACCAGUGUGCUGGAAAUGAUAGCUCAGGCCAGGAUCUUUCCUCGAGGCUCAGGAGAGAUGAUGACACGUUCUCCUGUAAAGGUGACACUAAGUGAAGGACCCCACCAUGUGGCCAUGUUCAAGGACAGCGGCAGAGAGUUCGACCUUACUAAGGAGGAGGAUCUCGCUGCUCUGAGGCGUGAGAUUGAGCUGAGGAUGAGGAAGAGUGUGAAGGAGGGACAGACAGUCAGCCCUGAGACAAUAUCAUUGAGUGUCAAAGGGCCUGGGAUCCAGAGGAUGGUGCUUGUUGACCUACCAGGUGUCAUUAGUACGGUGACGACUGGCAUGGCAUCAGACACCAAGGAAACCAUUUUCAGUAUGAGCAGAGCCUACAUGCAGAACCCCAACGCAAUCAUCCUCUGUAUUCAGGAUGGCAGUGUUGAUGCAGAGCGGAGUAUUGUAACUGACUUGGUUAGCCAGAUGGACCCCCAGGGAAAGAGGACCAUCUUUGUCCUGACCAAGGUUGACUUGGCUGAGAAGAACCUGGCCAGCCCGAGCAGGAUCCAGCAAAUAGUGGAAGGAAAGCUGUUCCCCAUGAAGGCCCUGGGGUACUUUGCAGUAGUGACAGGCAAAGGGAGCAGCGCUGAAAGCAUAGACUCAAUUAAAGACUAUGAGGAGGACUUCUUCCAGAACUCCAGAUUACUGAGGGACGGCAUGUUGAAGGCCCAUCAGGUGACCACAAAGAACCUGAGCCUGGCUGUCUCUGACUGCUUUUGGAAGAUGGUUAGAGAGUCUGUUGAACAGCAGGCGGAUGUCUUUAAAGCAUCCCGUUUCAAUUUGGAGACAGAAUGGAAGAAUAACUACCCUCGACUGAGAGAGCUGGACAGGAAUGAACUAUAUGAAAAGGCCAAAAAUGAAAUCUUGGAUGAAGUCAUUAGUUUGAGUCAAGUGACCCCACAACACUGGGAGGCCAUCCUACAGAAGAAAUUGUGGGAACGUGUUUCCACUCAUGUAAUUGAGAACAUCUAUUUGCCUGCUGCCCAAACAGUGGACUCGGGUACCUUUAACACCACUGUAGACAUCAAGCUGAAGCAGUGGACUGACAAGCAGCUUCCGCACAAAGCACUGGAGGUUGCCUGGGAGACACUGCAGGAGGAGUUUGCCCGCUUCAUGGCUGAAUACAAAGGCAAAGACCAGGACGACAUUUUUGACAAGCUGAAGGAAGCUGUGAAGGACGAGAGCAUCAAGAGGCACAAAUGGAAUGAGAGGGCCAUGGACAGCCUGAGGGUAAUCCAGCACAAUGCCUUGGAAGACCGUUCCAUCACAGACAAGCCUCAGUGGGAUGCAGCAAUUCAGUUCAUGGAAGAAACCCUUCAGUCACGCCUCAAAGACACUGACUCAGUAAUCAGAGAUAUGGUGGGACCAGACUGGAAGCAGAGGUGGAUGAACUGGACAAAUCGUACAGCAGAUCAGCACAUACGUAAUGAAACAAAAAAUGAGCUAGAGCGGUUGCUGAAGCUCCACGAUGACCACACUGCGUACUUGGCCAAUGACGAGGUCACCACAGUGAGGAAGAACCUUGAAGGACGAGCGGUUGAAGUUGACCCUGGACUGAUCAAGGACACAUGGCAUCAGCUGUAUCGCCGACACUUUUUGCAGAAGGCACUUGCCCACUGUAACCUCUGCAAGAGAGGCUUUUACUACUACCAGAGACACUUUGUUGACUCCGAGCUGGAGUGCAAUGACGUGGUACUGUUCUGGAGGAUUCAGAGAAUGCUGGUCAUCACAGCCAACACUCUCCGACAGCAGCUCACCAACACUGAGGUGAGGCGAUUGGAGAAAAAUGUGAAGGAGGUACUGGAUGACUUUGGGGAAGACAUGGAAAAGAAGACCCACCUCAUUACAGGCCGCCGAGUCCAGCUGGCUGAGGAUCUAAAGAAAGUUCGUGAGAUCCAGGAAAAACUUGAAGCCUUCAUAGAAGCUCUUCAUAAGGAGAAAUAAAAAAGACAAACCUAGAACUAUUAAAAGAACAUUUUUGGAUCACAAGAGAGAAAUGCACUGAACAGAGACAAGUAAAUGUGUAAAUGACCCGUCUGCUCCCCCCCCGUCCUCACCUCAACACUCACCUGGUUUUAAUGCUCCUGGCUUUGCUUCCUUGGACACGAUGGAAAGAUGGAUGAGAUUGAGGAAAAUUUACUAAACAGUUGUUUUCCCCCCUUCCUCUUUGUGGGGUGUCCCUCCCUCAUCAGUGUGGGGGACACCGGCACAGAAGCCCAAAACAAGACAAUAAUAAGACCGCUUGCAUUGUGCUUGAAAUAAAUGAGUAUUGUUUUCA